Molecule: messenger RNA, 2611 nt
Organism: Pelagomonas calceolata
Lineage: Eukaryota; Pelagophyceae; Pelagomonadales; Pelagomonadaceae
Source: the annotation of a GenBank genome assembly
GAAGUACUAGCUUCGAGUGGUGUGAUGGUGAAUGGAAGAGCAUCGCCGCCCUGACGCGAGGCGCGCAUCGCUAUUACUGCAACGGCAUGACGCAAGUCAUUCAGUAGUGCAAUCUGCAACGUAAUCCGCGGCUGGGGCAGCAGUUGCGCGCGGGCAGUAGAGAUGGUGCAGCGGGCAGCGGACGCCGCGAGAGGCGUACUAUAUGGUGUUAUCAAUGCCAUCCUGGCCAUUCCCGCGUUGUUUGGAUACGCGGCGGUCAUUUUUAGUGAUGGCGCCUAUGUGGAUGUCGCCGCGCCGCUCGCGAAGGCCGUCGUCCUGUCCGCGGCGGUGCACCAGUGCGUGUUCUCGUGGCGAAGCACGCUGCCCUUCGCGAUCGGCCAGGUCCAGGACGCCGGUUUGAUUUUUUUGAGUAAGAUGGCCACAGACGUCGCACGGUCAAUAGAUGGCACGGCGCACGACGUCGCCGCGACGGCGCUGUGUGGGUUGGGGUUGAGUACGGCAUUGUUAGGACUGGUCCUGGUCGGCGUCGGCCGCGCGCGCAUGACUUGGCUGGUGAGCUACCUGCCGCUGCCGGUGCUCGGCGGCUACCUCGCCUUCAUCGGCCUGUUUUGCAUCGAGGCUGGUUUAUCCCUAUGCAUUGGUGUACCCUUGAACGGCCCGAGGGACUGGCCCCAACUAUACUCGCCGCCCUGGCGAUUAGUAUUAGCGGCACCCGGUUUAUUGGGAGGCAUUCUACUAUCAAGGGUCGCCAAGCACGACAAAAAUGGGACAAAGCUGCCGUUAACUAUGGUCGCCAUGCCGCUCGCCUUCUACCUCAUCGUAUACACGACAGGCUACUCCCUCAAAGAUGCGAGAACUGAUGGCUGGCUCUUCGCGAACGACUCCAGUACGGAUGUGGCGGACCUGCGCGACGUCGUCGCGUUGUACGACCUUGAUCGAGUUUCCUGGCAUGCUUUACCACAACUAUUCCCGAUCUGGUGCAGCAUGGUCGUCGUGGUCGGCUUCUCGUCGUGCCUCGACGUCGCAGCUAUUGAGGUGGAUCUAGGAAAGCCUCUCGACAUGGACGCGGAAUUAACUACCGUAGGCGUGUCGAACACGGUCGCCGGGAUGCUGGGCGGCUUCACGGGGAGCUACAUCUUCUCGCAGACGAUCUUCACGUGCCGCGCGGGAUGUCGUUCACGUAUCGCGGGGUUAGUUGUCGUUGUUUGCGAGGUGAUAGCUGGUGCCACAAAACUAGAUUUAUUGGGCGCGCUACCGUUGUUUUUUUUUGCGGCAACACUCGCGUUUGUCGGCGUCGAUCUGAUGGAUGAAUGGUUAUUACAAUCUAGACACAAGUGGUCGACGAGAUCCGAGUACGCCUCGGUCUGGAUUACAUUAGGGGCGAUCCAGGCUUUGGGGCUGGUGCGAGGUUUAGUUACAGGUUGUGCGGCGUGCGCCUUCACCACCGUGGCGGCGCAGAUCGAAGCCGACGCGCCGCAGCGCGUUAUAAGAUCGUCCUUGGGUGCACCAAGGGCACCUAGAGACGCGCGGAAGCUUAGAGUUUUGAGAUCGCGCUUAAUCGUUUUGGAGUUGCGAGGACGGAUCUGGUGGGGGACGGCGGCGUCUUUAUUGGCGCGCAUCAAGAAGGCCUUGAGAAGGGCGGACGACGACGACGAGACGUCGUCGCUGUUUGAAGCGUCCCAGGACCACGCUAGUAGAGUCGUCGUCCUGGACUGCCGGUUGGUCGAUGGCCUGGACGCCAGUGCGUGUCGGGCGUGCUUCCGGCCGCUCGCGUCGAUGGCCCAGGCAAAAGGCUUCGGCGUGGCCUUAGCCGGUCUUGGAGUUAAAAAUGACGCGUUGCUGCGGAUCCACGGCGUCUACGAAGCCGGCGGGAGUAGUGUGCGGACGUUCCAAUCCAUGGACGAGGCGGUGCGCUGGGCCGAGGGGCGGCAGCUUCAGGCUCCGACGCCGGAGCACCCUCGCCGUCGCGUUCUCAUCGACGACGACGGCGACCAGCCGCGGCGCUUCCUGUUGCCCCAGCGGGCGGCGUCGAUGCCCGGCGGGCGCGGGAACGGGGCGGCCGCGCGGGCGCUCUCGUUCGACGAUCCGAGGAGCCCGCGCGGCCUAUCGACCGGGCUGCCAUUAUCUAGAGCGGCAGCGCGCUAUCUAGCAAGAGUCGUGCUGGAAAGUUCUGAUUUGGAGACGACGGAGGCGGCGCUGCGCGACGCCGGCGUCAAGGAGGUGCGCUUGAAGGCCGGAGAAGCGGCUUUUGAAUUAGGCGAGGAGGGCGCGUCCUUCUUCUGCGUCGUCACGGGCGCGCUUUCAUUGAGACAGAUCACGAACGACCUCGAGACGGGCGCCUUCCAGGAGCGCGACGGCGUCGGGCUUGUGGUCAACGCGGGGGCUUUUGCGGGGUACGUCGAUUUCUUACUGAAAAGGCCGCGCCGGUUCACAGCUAGAGCCGGCAACGAAGCGGCGGCGACUUGUGCCGUGUUCGACGCCGCCUCGUUGGCAGCGCUCCCUCCGACAACGCUCGCGAGUCUGCAAAGGGUAUUACUGAGAGCGGCGGCGGCCGAGCUCGCGAACACGUCGCGGUAGGGGGGUAUUUGUUAAACGGUAUCUGUUGAACGAA